Acanthoscelides obtectus is the source of this 2049-nucleotide messenger RNA. The record is from the annotation of a GenBank genome assembly. Lineage: Eukaryota; Metazoa; Arthropoda; Insecta; Coleoptera; Chrysomelidae.
AUGAGCAAAAAUUGGUUUUGUAACAGAGGUCUAUCACCUAUCACACAGCAUCCAAGAGAUGAAGAAAAAGAUAAGACUUCUGAAACAGUGAUUACUGAUUCACGUAAGGUGUCAUCUGUGGUUAAACAAAACAGCGACCACAGUGACUGCAACUCGGUAAUAUCUUCUACAUCCCCCAAGAUAUGCUGUACACCCCCAUCAUCAUCAAUAUCCGGUUUAUCAGAAAAUGUUCAUUGCAGUAACUUGUGCAAGGACUCUGAGUACAACGUUACCUCGAAUAACGAGAGCAUAGUGGAAGAUCCAGACCACCAAAGUGAAUCUAGCUCGUUCAUAUCUCUUACUUCGCCUAAUAUAUGCUGCACACCACCAUCAUCUUCUGUAAUUUCUGAUGCAGAAGAUGAAGAUUAUAGUCCCCACACUAGUGAAGAGGCUGAGGACGAGGAACUGGACAGGAGCGAUGAGGCCAGAGACAACUUACAUUCGGCAAGUGUCAAGAAGAAUGUUACUAUACAUGCAAAAGCUGAAUCAAUUCCCACCGCAGAAUGUGAUCAGUCUGCACCCAGUCAGUCUGGUUCUUCAUCAGUGAAUACUGGACUGUCAGGAAAGAAGAAAAAAGUUACAGUUUUCUGUUGUUUUUGUGAAUGUGAGGUUUUUCAUUUUCCACGUCAUUUGAAAAGAAACCAUACGAAUGAAAUUGAGGUACAAGAAUUUCUAGCUUUACCUGUUUUAAGCCGUAAAAGGCAACAACUGCUUUUUGCUCUAAGGAAAAAGGGUAAAUUUAUCAACUCUACGCCUUUGAGGGGAGAGGGGAUAAAACCUGUUAGAAAAGGUGCGGAAAAAACGGAAUAUCUUCCAUGCAUCCACUGUAUGGGUUACUAUUCUGCAAAGAACUUAUGGCGUCAUCGCAAACAAUGUGAUGCAAACCCGGAGAAGGGAUCGUCGGGCAAACGAUCACAGGCUUUAGGACAAACUCUGUUAUUGGGUAAUAUAAAGGUAGAUAUUGAGCUCAAAGUAAAAGUAUUUCCUCGCAUGAGACCUGACAAAGUUUCAUUGGUUGCGAAAAAUGAUAAAUUAAUAUGUGCGUUUGCUUCCCGAUAUCUGAAACUCCAUAGGGAGCUACAUUUUGUCCAAGUCGUUUCUAGGAAAAUGAGAGAAUUGGCUCGACUUCUAAUGGAGAUAAAAAAAUUAGAUUUGUCUGUGGUUACCCUAUUUGAUGCUCUAAAACCACACAAAUAUGACAUACUUGUGAAAGCAACUAAAUUAACAUCAGGAUAUGAUGACGAAAGCCAAACUUAUAAAUCCCCCACAUAUGCUAUGAACAUGGGUACAACCUUAAAACAAUGUUGCGAUGUGGCUCUUUUACACGUUCUAAAAAAAUCUAAGUCACUGCCAACAGUAGAUAAUGCAAACGUUGAGGCAGAUAUAAAAACAUGCAUCCAACUCAUAGAGGCAAAUUGGCGAUUCGAUAUUUCAACCAAUGCUGCUAAUGACCUCAACCUAAAAAAAUGGAAUAAGGUCACUUUGGUACCGUUAGCUACUGAUCUCAAACUAUUGAAGGAUUACCUCAUGAAAGUAGCUGCAAAUCAGGUAUCAAUGCUACAAAAAAAUCCAAGCAAUGAAAAAGCAUACACGUCUUUACUCGAGACAGUUUAUUGUAGGUUGCUUUUAUUAAAUAGGAGGCGGCCUGGAGAACUACAACGACUUCCCAUACAUGUUUACAAAUCCGCUAUAUCUGAGGAACACAAUCAAGCCUAUGAGGAGUUUUCAGAAGCAAUAACAGAAACCGAGAGAAUUCUAAUGAGAUCUUUCAAACGAAUAGUAAUCCGUGGAAAAAGAGGCAGAGGUGUUCCAGUUCUUAUAAGCAAGGAUGUACAGGAUCACUUGAAUCUAAUACUAGAGUGUAGAGAUAAUAUUCAGACGGUGUCGAACAUAUAUCUUUUCGGUGACAGAGGGGGGCCUGAGGGGCCGAUAGGUGGAAUUUGCGAUAGGUCCUCCUUAUACGGAGGACCUAUCAGAGCGGAGGACCUAUCGACUCUAAAAAGCCCAUGA